This is a messenger RNA of Condylostylus longicornis, 4610 nucleotides long. It is a transcript of the gene Golgin245, whose product is annotated as golgin subfamily A member 4. The transcript is spliced from 10 exons. Lineage: Eukaryota; Metazoa; Arthropoda; Insecta; Diptera; Dolichopodidae. Gene Ontology annotation, molecular function: small GTPase binding. The record is from RefSeq and is a predicted model, not a curated record. The coding region runs from base 89 to 4237 and encodes 1382 amino acids. Gene Ontology annotation, cellular component: Golgi apparatus. Gene Ontology annotation, biological process: Golgi vesicle transport.
UGUCAAACCACGUAUGUUGUUUUUUAUUUUAUUGCUCUCACUAAAGAAAAAAAUAUAAUUAAAUUAGUUGUUUAUAUGGCUUAAAAUUAUGUUUGCAAAUCUGAAGAAUAAACUUUUGGAAGAAGUGAAGGCUUCUCCAUCCAAAUUUCAACAAUUUGCACAAGCCGCACAGGCAGCAGUUUCAUCAUCAUCUAAUAAUGUCGCAGAAACUGUAAAUGCAAGCGACGGAAAUUUUUUUAGUAUAACUGAAGAAGAUACACCACAAAAUUCUCCACAAAAGGCUAUUAAAGAAGCACAAACUAUUGGGAUUUCUUCCCAAAAUGCAUCAUCUUUACAGUCCACACAAAAUUCUUUACCUCCUUUAAACAAUGGGUCAAAUAAAAUGCAGCGUACAAGAAAAUUAUCGAACUCAUCCAUGGCCAGCGAUAUCUCUUUUCGUACAGUACCGAAUUAUGAAACCACAACGAUUUACCAUUUGCAAUCUGACUUAGAUGUCUCCGGAAGUGAGCAUGAAGACUCUGCAUCCACAACACAUUUAGAUAUAAUUAGCAAAGAACAACUUCACGAUGCCUACAGACGGGCUUUAGAUCGGUAUCAAAAAUACAGAACAAGGUAUACAGAUUUGGCAAAACGUUACAGAGAACUUGAACGUGAUUGCACAAAAGCGCGGGCGGUUUUAGUAGAAACUCAAGACAAAGCGAUACGUAAGAUUAGUGAACUUCGUGAACAGUGCAGCUUGGAACAACAAGCUAAGGCCCAUCUCGAAGAAGCAUUAAGAAUGGAAAUGGAUGAUAUGCAAUGUAAAAUCAAAAGUUAUGAAACAAAAUUAGAGCAUCAAAAUCAAAAUUUUCCAAAAAUGGGAGAGGAAUCUUUGGUAAAGUUAGAUGAUCAGGCAAAUUUAAUUGUUUUAGAAACUGAAAAUAAUCAAGCCACCGAUACCGCCCCAUCAUUGAAUUAUGAAAUAAUUUUGAAAGAAAAAUCCGAACAGAUUUCGCAGUUAGAAUCGCAUUUAGAAAUAGCGCAAAAGCAAAUUGAGGAUUUAAAAAAGCAAGAAGAAGAGAAUACAAUACAAUUAGCGAAAAAAAAAUUAGACAUUUAUUCGGAAUUAGAAAGCAAAGAAAAAGAAAUUAAUGAUUUAAAAAACUAUCGAAGGAAAUAUAAUGAACUCGAAUUGAAAUGCCAACAAUUGCAAAAAGACAAUACAAUUUUGAAUAAACAAAUGACAGAAUUAAGCGAGUUAAAGGAAAAGAUGCAACAAAUUGCUUCACAAAAACAGGAGUUGGAAGCCAAAGCAAUUUCGCACGAUCAUAUAAUAAAAGAACUUAAAAAAACUAUUAAAGAUAAAGAUGACAACAUAGACAAUUUAAAAAAAGCGUCUGAUGAAAAACUUCAAUCAGUUUUAGAAGAAUACGAGGAAAAAAUUCAGAAAUUUCAAUCCCAAAUUGAUAGUCUUUCUUCCAAUAAACCUAAUAACAAAACUGAAUCUGAUCCAACCAAUAUUGAUAGCGAAAUAUGUAAAAUCCAAACUGAAAAUAACUUACUGAAAACUAAGUUACAAGAAUUGGAAUUAGAAAAGCAACAUAUUAUCAUUGAAAAAGAAGCUUGCGAAAACAGGGUUAAGGAAUUGUCGACAAAAAUACAAACAAUUAGCAAAGAAAAUAAAGAAAUUGAAUCGAGGGAAAUAAACAAUUUAAGACAUACUCUAGAAAAUCUUACAUCUGAAAAGCUGGAAUAUCAAGAGAAGGCCGAAAAAGAAAAAACUGAUUUGAACAUAAAAAUUGGAAACAUCCUUUCUGAUAUAAAUAAUAUGCAAAUAGAAAUUGAAGAAGUGCGUUGUUCACAUUCUCAGCUUGAAAAAGAAAAAUUAAUUUUAGAAAAAAAAAUUGAAAAUAUGCAUAAGGAAAACUCAGAAGCUUUGGAAGGUAGUCAGCGUUGGCAAUCAAUGGUUAAUAAAGCAGAAAAUAAAUUAAAAGAAGUUGAAGAAAAAUUACAAAAGGUGGAAUGUGAAAAUUGUCUGUUAGCUGAAAAAAAUCGCUCAUUGGAAGAGAAUUCGAACAGAUUGGAAAAACUAAUAAGUGAAAGUGAUGCCAAUUCACAAAAACAAGUAUCAUUCGAAAGUGAAUGUAAAAAGGAUAAAGAUAAUAUUAAAAAGUUGGAAGAGGAUCUUGAACAAAAAUUGCGUGAAAAUGCCAACCUUCAAAUUGAACGAGAAAAUUUAGAAAGAUCUUUACGCACAAAAACAGAGUUUUGCAAAGAGUUAAUUUCGGAGAGAAAUAGCUUUGCCGAUUCAAACAAAAUUAUGGAAAUUGAGUUGAAUUCAUUGAAAGAGGAAAGCAACAAGCUAUUAAGUCAGAUUAAUGAAAUAAAUAACAGCCUUAGAAAGGAAAAUUCGAUUGUUAACGAAACUUUAAGAGACAUUAAAAAACAAAACAAAUCAUUAACAAUUGAAAACGAAAAAUUAGAUUCAUCAAAUAAAAGAAUAUUUGAAGAGUUAACUUUGAUUAAAUCUCUCAUUUCAAAUGAAGAUGACAAUGAUAUUGCAAGUACUAUUAGAAAUUUUAAGAAAAACUAUGAACAAAUAGAAAGUGAUCUGAAAUUAUUAAAUGAAAGUUACAGCUUACUAAAGGAGCAACAUUCCGAAAACAUUAUUAAGUAUGAGAAUACCAUUAAGGACAAUACACACCGUUUCGAAAAGGAGAUUAAAGGGUUUAAUCAAAAAAUAUCAGUUAUUUCUGAUGAAAAUGAAGCACUUAAACAACAAAAUCGAUUACUUCAAAAAGAACUUGAUGCACUGAAUAAACAGAAGCCUGCGCGAUUAGCUGAGUUAGAAAAGCUUUUAAAAGAAACUAAAGAUCAUAACCAGACAUUGCAACAAUCUGUCCAAAAUGCUACAGAUCUUGAAAAGAAACUGCAAAACUAUGAACAGUUAAAAAUUGAAAACGAAUACUUGAACACUUUAACUAACCAACUGGAAACAGAUUUACAGAAACUAAAAUCGGAGAAUUCAAAAUUGGAUGAGGAAAUAAAUCAAUUGAAAUCUAAUUUACGAACGCUUAACAGUGAGUUGAGCGUUGUAAAUAUAUCGAAUGACAAUUUGAAUAAAGAAAUAAUUAACCUUACCAGUAAAAUCAAAAAUGAGAAAGAAAAUAGUGAGAAAAAUUUAAUUGAAAAUGAGGCAACACAAAAGGAGCUUUUAAUGUAUGAGGACAAAUUAGCUAAAUUAACCGUAAUUUAUGAAGAAAAUCUUGAGUCUUAUAAAAAUAUUGUCUCGGAAAAUUCACAAUUAAAAUCAAAAUUAGAAUCAUUGCAAACAUCAAGUGAAAAACAAAUUAAUGAACUAAAAGAAGAAGUAUUACAAAGCAAAAAUUCCAUUCAAGAACUAAUAAUUAAUCUACAGGAGUCCAAAAAAAUUAUAGAACAAUUUCAAAAUGUUCACGUUGAAAAUGAAAAAUUAAAAGAUCGUAUUAAAGAAAUGGAAAUUGACGUCAUAAAAAAAGUUUCAAAUGUAAAACUUGAACAACAAAAGCUACUAGCGGAAACAUCGCAAAAAGAAAAAAUUGAAAUGGAAAACCUACGAACAACAAAUCUUACACUUCAAUCUGAACUUGAAAGUUUAAGAUCCAGUUCUGCCUUAGAAGUAGCUAAUCUCAAUCGAGAAAUUGAAAAUUUAUCCCAAAAUUCAAAAGAAAUGCACAUUAAGUUAUCCGAAUUUGAAAGUUUAAAAGAACAAGGAAAGCAGUUAUCUAUUGAAUUAGAAAAACUUAAAUCUCAAGAUUUAGUAAAUCAAACAGAUAAUCAGCAAUUGCAACAUAAUUUGCAGGAUUUGCAUUUAAUUAAGCAAGAACGUGAUGAGUUACAACAAAAAUUCAAUAAAAUAAUGCAUGAAGUACAAGACGUUUCUAAUAGAAAUCUGUUUUUGGAACAACAAUGCGAAAAUGUUUUAAUAUUAGAACAAUCUAACGAAAGACUAAAACUAGCUAAUGAAAAACUAUCUAGACAACUAGAUGAAACUUUGGUUUCAAUACAUCAUAAUGAGGGGAUUCAAGCUAACACAGAAUUUGAGUAUUUAAAAAAUAUUAUGUUUCAGUAUUUAACUGGAACUGUAAAUGGAAAUAAUGAAACUUUAGUGAAAGUAAUAGCAGCUGUCUUAAAGUUUUCUCCACAACAAACACAAGUAGCUAUAGAAAAAGAACAUCAAAGACACUCUUUACUGGGGCAAAUUAACAAACUCCUCUAGCAGGAAAACGAACUUGUAUGGUAGUUUAGGCAAAGUUAUUUAUAAAUUUUACCGCAAAAGAAAUUUUAUUCAUAUGCAAUAAAGAAAACAAUAAUUUAAAGAAUUUCGUAAAAUUAAUAAUAAACUACAAAUCAUAAAAAUAAAAAUAGUACGUACCUUAAUAAAAAAUAGUUUCAGUUUAAUGAUUUUGCAGUUCUACACUAGAAAGCCUUCAUGUAAAUGGUGUAUAAUACACAUACAUAUACUGCAAAAUCAGAAAUAUGAAAUAAAAAUUUUCGGAGGAAAAUCAAAUUUUUCAUAUUUACCUAAUGUAUUUAAAAAAAUCAUUCGAAACUAAAAUUUUUAUUUAUUUAUUUAUUUUUCCAUUUGUUUU